Molecule: messenger RNA, 843 nt
Organism: Neomonachus schauinslandi (Hawaiian monk seal)
Lineage: Eukaryota; Metazoa; Chordata; Mammalia; Carnivora; Phocidae
Gene: LAMP5
Product: lysosomal associated membrane protein family member 5
Exons: 6
Coding region: 1-843 (280 amino acids)
Cellular component (GO): membrane
Source: RefSeq, a predicted model, not a curated record
AUGGAUCUCAGAGGAAGAGGCUUUCCCAGCAUCUACAGACUUCGAGUUCUCCUGAUGCUGUUCCAUACAAUGGCUCGAAUCACGGCAGAACAAGAAGUGGAAAAUCUCUCAGGCCUUUCCACUAACCCUGAAAAAGAUAUAUUUGUGGUGCGGGAAAAUGGGACGACGUGUCUCAUGGCCGAGUUCGCAGCCAAAUUUAUUGUCCCUUAUGAUGUGUGGGCCAGCAAUUAUGUCGAUCUGAUCACGGAACAGGCGGAUAUCUCACUGACCCGGGGAGCUGAGGUGAAGGGCCGCUGUGGCCACAACGAGUCGGAGCUGCAGGUGUUCUGGGUGGAUCGCGCGUAUGCGCUCAAAAUGCUGUUUGUAAAGGAAAGUCACAACGCGUCCAAGGGACCCGAGGCGACGUGGAGGUUGAGCAAGGUCCAGUUUGUCUACGACUCCUCGGAGAAGACCCAUUUUAAAGACACAGUCAGUGCUGGGAAGCACACGGCCAACUCCCAUCACCUCUCUGCCUUGGUCACCCCAGCUGGGAAGUCCUAUGAGUGUCAAGCUCAGCAAUCCAUUUCACUAGCCUCCAGCGAUCCACAGAAGACAGUCACCAUGCUUCUGUCCGCAGUCCACAUCCAGCCUUUUGACAUCAUCUCUGAUUUUGUCUUCAGUGAAGAGCAUAAGUGUCCAGUGGAUGAACGGGAGCAGCUGGAGGAAACCUUGCCCCUGAUUUUGGGGCUCAUCUUAGGCCUCGUCAUUGUGGUAACACUGGCAAUUUACCAUAUCCACCACAAAAUGACGGCCAACCAGGUGCAGAUCCCUAGGGAUCGAUCCCAAUAUAAGCACAUGGGCUAG